This is a messenger RNA of Macrobrachium nipponense, 1993 nucleotides long. Its product is annotated as nucleoside diphosphate kinase 6-like. The transcript has 5 exons. Gene Ontology annotation, biological process: CTP biosynthetic process; UTP biosynthetic process; GTP biosynthetic process. The record is from RefSeq and is a predicted model, not a curated record. Gene Ontology annotation, molecular function: nucleoside diphosphate kinase activity. Lineage: Eukaryota; Metazoa; Arthropoda; Malacostraca; Decapoda; Palaemonidae. Bases 161 to 760 code for a protein of 199 amino acids.
CAUGGGAGGGAUUGUAAUGAGCCGAUGGAAAGAUAAAUCUAUACAACUACUACUGCGAUUACAUACACGAAAUUGACAAUUUAUAGGAAAAUUAUCGUUAUUAAUAAUUAAUGUUUUGACAACUACGAAAGGCGAAAGCCUAAGGAACAUAAAAUGAACGAUGACUGUUAGAGGUCCUUUGCAACUUACCCUGGCUCUUUUUAAACCAGACAUUACCAGAGUCCCUUAUGUAGUAAAGGCCAUACAACAAAAAAUAAUUGAAGAAGAGUUCUUUGUAGUAAGGCACAAGGAAGUUAGAUUACAUAGAGAUCAGACAGAGAAGUUUUAUGCAGAACACCGUGGGAAGUUUUUCUAUAACAGGCUUGUUACUUUCAUGGCAAGUUUCAGACAUACCAACAGAGUCUGUCAAGUGUCUUCUUGUAAAGAAUCCCUCUUUGAUGAUGAUCCACAUUCCACCUGUGUGAAACAUGCCCCAUGUACCAAUAAAGGGCAAUUUAGCCCAUGCGGUCAGUGCCUGCCUCUUCUUAGGUGUUGGAAGUCAACCAAAAAUCAUGAGUCUUUUACAGUAUUAGCAACUCGUUUGAUUCUGAUGAAGGACCUGCGACCUGAGGGUUCAGUGUACCCUUUAUGGAAAAACCCUUCAAGUAGGCUUCAGUGGGAAUUCCCAGAUGUACCACAUGACUGGACUCUGUUGGAUAUCCAUGAUUCUUCCUUUAUUGAUGGAUUAUUGAAUGAUGUGGAGUUUAUUGACCUCACUUGAGUAGAAAAUUAUUUUGAAAUAGUCCAAGUAUGAGUGGACAUUGUAGUGUUUAAAACCUCAUUCAAAGAAUGUUUUAUUCAAGAUUCAUCUUUUAUUACUUUAACGAAAUUAUUCAUUGGAGCUAGUCAUGGAAACAUUUGAUUGAAACACCCUAGAAAAUGAUACUGGUCCUCAAACAUAACACAAUUCUUUUUUAUGCAUCUUGGAAUCUUACAAAAGGUUGUGAAAGCUUCUUAUGGAAUACUUUACAAAAUAAAUUUUGGUUUACGAAUGAAAAUGAAGUUCAAUAAGUUUAAUGGAGUAGCCAAAGUCCUUUGCAAGGACUAUUAAAAAAUUUACAAGCUUCUUAUAGUAAAUUUAUAUUUUGUCUGGUAUUGAAAUUUUUUUUUUUUAAAUUACAGUGUUGUAUGAAAAGUGCAACUCACCAUUCACUCUUAUAUUAAGAGGCCUAACACUGUUCCUCUGGGAAACUUGAAAUAAUUUGUAAAAUUUUGGUGUUACGGUGAUGAGACUGUGUAACUAUGGGAAAUUUUCUAUGAACUGUAUUUCUUUUGUUUAAAUUAGGUACUGCAUACUACUAGUUGCUGCAUUGUCACUACAGAUGAUUAAAGUGACAUGGCUGUUUUCCAAAGUUCUUGUAUAUAACCAAAGCUAGAGUAAGAUUUUUAGUUAUUUUAUGGUAGUUUUAGAGCUUAUGAAAAUUAGGUUGAAGAUUCUUUUUAAAUUUCUUCUGUGAAUGCAUUUUAUUUUCAUAAUAAAGUACCCUAUUUAUAUUUUCUUUGGAAAUAACAUAUAACGUGUUGCCAGCAUAAAAUUUUUAUUUUGAAGAUAGAAAUAUAUAACAGAUCUGUUUAGCCUUUAUUGGAUGGCUUGAAACUUCAGUGAGAAUGAAAACAUUGAAAUAAGAUACAGCAAUGUGACCCAGAGAACUUGAAUGCUGUUAAUGCAGGGUAUUGUUAGAAACAUGAAGAGUCCUGAAUUUAAAGAUAAAUCUUUUUAUUCUUCACACUUAACUAAGUUUUUUUAUGUAGAUUUUUAUUUAUUUUCACUAAAAUGAACAACUUGAAAUUAGCAGUGACACUGAUGUGCAUAUAUUUUUCAGUGCUUCACAUGCUAAUUGAUGCCUCAAAACAUGGUUGCAUGGUUUUUGUUUAAAAUAUAUGUAUUUGUACAUAGUAUUUUAUUGCAGUUAAGGGGAAUGGUUUUUUUUUUGUAUUAUAAAUAAUUGAGAAA